Molecule: messenger RNA, 2488 nt
Organism: Cuscuta epithymum
Lineage: Eukaryota; Viridiplantae; Streptophyta; Magnoliopsida; Solanales; Convolvulaceae
Source: the annotation of a GenBank genome assembly
AAUUCAAAUACCCUCAACUUUGAAGAGGUGUGCGGUGAACACCCAAACUUGCGCAUUUAAUAUAAAUAUCCUGAACUUUAUAUAAAAAGUUAUGCUAGCACCCGUGGUCAUGUGAUUUUCUUUGAAAAAUGUAUUUCUGGUGUGAAGUACGCAAUUUAAAAUAUUUGCAUUUGUGAGGAUACAAUUAACAUAUAUAGACUAACGAAUUAUUAAUUAUUCCAUAAUUUGAAGCUAAGAGCUUGAGUGCCAAUUGCAUUCUCAUAAAUGCUAAAUGUAUUUAAAUUAUUUAUUUAACACCACAAAUUUAAAUUUGUGAAAAAAAUCAUAUGACCGUGGUCCUCACAUAACUUUCAUAUAAAGUGUAACACCCCGUCCUCGUAGGACCCGAGACAGUUACUUCAGACCUGUAGUACAGUCCUCACAAACCACCAUGAGCAUUUACUGCACACUUUGUUCUCACUCAUGCGCGCUCUGAGAAACUUCCCAAGGGGUCACCCAUCCCAAGACUGCUCCCGUGCAAGCACGCUUAACUUUGGAGUUCUUGGGUGAUGAGCUCCUUUAAAAGGAGAUGCACAUCUGUUAGUAUGAGUAGUAUUAUUAAUCCUCUUAAAUUAAUCUCGGGAAUUGCAUAAAGUUCAGAAUAUUUUUAUUACAGACGUAAAUUUGGAGUGUUCACUUCACACCCCUUCAAAGUUGAGGCUAUUAAAAUUAUUUUCCUUCAAUUUUUUUAGAGUGGCGUAACAUUCAAUUAUAGACUACUAUGAGGUGGUGUUUUUAGAAAAUAAUAAAAUAACAACUAAAAGUUAAAAUAUAUGAAUAAAAAAUAAUGAUAAUGUGGAAUUUUUAUGUGGGUGCGUUGACAACUGUGUUUAUGUGAAUGUGUGAUGCGUAUUGGUAGACAGCAAUGUUGACCAUGGAAAAAUUAUAUCAUCAAGUCAUCAACAAUGAUGUAUGUGUCUCGGUUUUCGUCCAUAUUCAAAUUAUAUCUCAUUUCUCCCCUCACUCUAUCUUCUCUCUCGUUUGAGUCGUUUCUCUCUCCUUUCUCUCUUCCCCUCUCUCCCUUCUCUUUUCUCUCUUUAUUACGGAGUAUUACCCAAUCUCUUCUAAAACUCUCUUUUUUCCUUCUUUAUCAUCUUUUCUCUACCUUCUUAUAUAAAAUUUUUUUCAUUAUUUGCAUAAAACUAUCUUAUUCAUCUUAUUUCAUCUAUUUUGAUUAUUUUCUAUUUUUUUUUCAAAUUACAUGUAAAUUGAUUACAUAUACAACCAUUGUCUGUGACUCGCACAACUAUUGUCUGUAUGGUAAAUAUUGUCUGUGCAGACAGAUACAUAAUUGUUUGUGCAACAUGAAAAAAUUGUCUGUGCACACAGGCACUGCACAUAUAUUGAUUGAUUUGCAAAUUGGGGUCAGUGUCAGGCGGCAGUCAGUGUUCUUUUUACAAAAAAGUAAAUGUUUGUGGACACAAACAAAAUUUGUCUGUGUACACAAACAGUUCUUGUAUGUGCUCACAGGCAACUUCGUACCAAUUGUCUGUGACCGACAUUUUGUGUACAAGUUGUGUACAACUUGUGUACCCCUAGCAUUUCUCCAAAUUAAUUCUAGAAACUACAAAGAUAGGAUAUUCCCGCUUGGGUAUCUUCUUGAAAUAUUUAUCCCUUGUAUAACUAAAACUUCCCCACUUUCCCACCUAACUUGUUUUUUUCCCAUAAUAAUAUUUAAAUCAAUCAUAUUUAAAUAAUUUCGUAAUUAAUAAUUAAAUAAUUAAUUUUUAUGGACUAAUAUACCCCUUAGGUUAAGCCUAUAAAACCCUAACCUCCUACUCUUCUUCUCCAACCCUAGCCUCUAGCCUCCCACUACUCACGCACACCCGCCUGCCGUUGCUGCCCCCGCUGCCGCCCAGCCGCCACCUACCUCUGCCACCCCACCACCGCCCAGCCGAUGCCUUGUCGUACGUCCGCCUGCUCAUCACCUCCGUCUAACUGCACAGUCGCAUGUUCACUUCCUUCGUACGUCCAGCCCGCACUCGCAGCCGCCGCCGAGCUUGCCCUAGCCGCCGCCGUCCCGCCGCACAUUUGCCUCAUGCCUCCGUCAACCAGCGUACUUGAUCUCUUGCCGCUUGAGAUUAAGGUUUGUUGAGUUCUUCUUCUAUUUAAUGAAAUUAGGGUAAUAAUUAAUGUUGCCAAAGAAUGGUGAUGGUCGGACGCCGCUCCAACAACUCAGAUUCUGCAGCAAAACGGUCGAGGUUGAAGACGAACCCAAGAAUGAAGAAGAACCCUAGGUUGAAGACGAUUGAGGACAGUUUGCAAUGAAUAUUUUUUAUGUAAUGUCGUGAAUAUCACAAGAACUACAAUGAUUAUGACAAAGAAAUGAAAUGAUAUGACCAUAUAUAAAGUGAUUUUGACAAAAAGUGCAAUAAUGUAGAGCAUUAACAUUGAUAUAAACUGCAAUUAUCAAAUCUAAAAAAUUAUAAAAUGCUAACAUUUUUGUCAU